AUGGCAUUCCUUGUGGAUAUGCUGGAUAAUUGCAGUCAUGAGGAGUUGGAAAAUUCUGCUGAAGAUUACAUGUCAGAUCUAAGGUGUGGGGACCCUGAAAAUCCUGAAUGUUUUUCUCUUCUCAAUAUUAUGAUUCCUAUUAGCCUGUCAGAUGUAGGCUUUGUACCUCUCUGUGGUGGAGAUCAGACCCAGAAAGUUCUUGCUCUUUUUGCACCUGAGGACUCACUCACAGCUGUGGCACUUUAUCUUGCUGAUCAGUGGUGGGCUAUUGAUGAUAUUGUGAAAACAUCUGUCCCUUCUAGAGAGGGGCUUACAGGAAGUAUAUGUGCCUCCUUUCUUACCCAGAGCUACCAACUGCCAGUUCUUGAUACAAUGUUUGUAAGAAAGAAAUAUCGAGGCAAAGACCUUGGGCUUCAUACGCUGGAGGACUUCGUUGAUUCCUUUACCAAAGAUGCACUUGGCUUGCGGUAUCCACUGACUUCACUCGUGUAUAUAGCUUGCAACCAGUACUUUGAAAAAUACCCAGGAGACCAUGAACUGCUUUGGGAAGUUGAAGGUGUUGGACACUGGUACCAGAGAAUACCAAUCACCAGAGCAUUACAAAGAGAAACACUUAAAAUAGUUUCUCAAAAUGAAGAUAAAAGACCUAUGUCUGGAGAAUAUGGUCUUGCAUCUGUUCCAGAAUAUGAAACAGGAGCUGAAGACAGUCAGUCUAGUGAGAUGCAGCUAACUAUUGAUUCUCUAAAAGAUGCCUUUACAAGCACUUCUGAAGGUCAUGAUAAAACACCUGUUUCCACUCGUACUCGAAGUAGUCAUCUAAAGUGGCCAAAGAUUGGAAAGCGGUUUCAGGAUUCUGAAUUUAGUAGUUCUCAAUGGGAAGAUGAAAAGACUCCCCAGACUUCACCUACAGCUUCAGUGAACAAAUUGGAGUCCACUGCAAGGACAUCAGAGAGCUCAGAAGAAUUCUUGGAAGAAGAACCUGAACAGAGUGUGAUUGAAUUUGAGGAUGAAAGUAGUGAUAAAGAUGUUCGACCAGCACCAGAAACCCAGCCAGGCCUGGCAAAGCAAGAAGGUGAAAAGGAAUCUGAAUUAGAGCCUAUGAAUGGUGAGAUACUGGAUGAUACUCUUAAGACUUCACUUAUAACAGAAGAGGAGGACUCCAUUAGUGAAGCUUUAGAUGAAGAAUUAAAAUGGCAGUCUUUUAAUUCCACUGAAGACUCUACGAAUCUUAUUCCACUGGUGGUAGAAUCUUCAAAAUCUCCUGAGGCUUUUGCACAGGAUAAAACUUCACAUGUAACUGACUCAGAAAUGUUGCUAGAUGAAGGCCCAUCUGAUGACAAGGGGCACACCGAAGAGAAGCUGCCUCUAGUUUCAAGGAAGAAAGCACAUUUGGGGAGUUCAGACAGUAUGGCUACUAUCCCAAAUGAAGAACGGUCUGACAGUGGUUUUCCAAACUCUGUGAUAGCUGAAUUUUCUGAAGAAUCGAUUCCUGAAAAUGUAUCACCCAACACUACUGCUUCAUUGGAAGACCAGGGUGAGGAGGGGGUAGCCGAGCCCCAAGAAACACCUACAGCUCUUCCUCAGAGCUCUUUGAUAGAGGUUGAACUUGAAGAUGUGCUGUUUUCACAGAAUGCAGGACAGAAGAACCAGUCAGAGGAGCAGUCUGAAGCGUCUUCUGAACAACUAGAUCAGUUGACUCAGUCAACAGAGAAGACUGUGGAUAGCAGCUCAGAGGAGAUAGACGUGGAAGUGCCUGUGGUUGACAGGAGGAAUUUAAGAAGAAAGGCCAAAGGGCACAAAGGACCUGCGAAGAAGAAAGCCAAACUGACCUGA
Hippopotamus amphibius kiboko is the source of this 1833-nucleotide messenger RNA. RefSeq names its product soluble lamin-associated protein of 75 kDa-like. The record is from RefSeq and is a predicted model, not a curated record. Lineage: Eukaryota; Metazoa; Chordata; Mammalia; Artiodactyla; Hippopotamidae.